AUGCAGUCCGACGAUGUAAUAUGGACCAUCAUCGGCCACGAAUUCUGCUCUUACAAGAUCAAGUCCAAAAGCCACUCUACCUUCUGUCGUAAUGAAUACAACCUCACCGGUCUCUGUAAUCGUCAGUCCUGUCCUCUCGCAAACUCACGCUACGCUACCGUCCGCGAACGCGAGGGCAUCGUCUAUCUUUACAUCAAAACUGCCGAGCGAGCACAUUCACCCAAGAGGCAAUGGGAAAGGAUUAAAUUAUCCAACAACUACACUCGAGCAUUGGAGCAGAUUGAUAAAGAGCUUAUCUAUUGGCCCAAGUUCAUCACCCACAAGGCCAAACAGCGUUUGACCAAGAUCACCCAGUAUCUGAUCAAGUUGAGAAGGAUAAAGUUGAAGCAAGAAGAACAACCGCAGCUGGUAGCCAUUAACAAAAAGACACAGAGCAGAGAACAAAGGAGAGAAAUGAAAGCCAUCAAAGCUGCCCGACUCGAAAAGUCGAUCGAAAAGGAACUAUUAGAGCGUCUAAAGAGUGGUGCCUACGGUGAUGCACCCCUCAAUGUCAACGAACAUGUCUGGAUGCAAGUACUCGAGAAUCGAAAUAAGAGCCAAGGAGUAGAGUUGCAAGAUGAAGAGAGCCAAGAGGAGCUCGAAGAGGACUUGGACGAGAUGGAUCGAUUGAUGGGGCAAGAAAUCGAACAAGAGGAGGGCAUUGGCCAGAGGGAAUUUGUAAGCGAUCAUGAUGACGAUGAACAGAGUGAGGAUGAUUUCGAAGAUCUCGUCCUAGAUGAUAGCGAUGCUAACUCGAUCCUGUUUGACAGCGAUGCGCAUGACUCAGACGAUGAUGAUGAUGAUGAGCAGGAGGAGGCGGCAAGCGAUGAAGACGGCGAGCAAGAUGGAAAGAGAGCCAAGAAGCGAAAAGCUCCAGCACCAACCAAGAAAGCUCCAGCACCGACCAAGAACAAGGGCGGUAAGAAAGGACCACAGAUCGAAAUCGAGUACGAGGAGGAGACUGAACCUCUUACCAACGACGCUUUGGCAAAUUGGUAA
Ustilago hordei is the source of this 1038-nucleotide messenger RNA. RefSeq names its product putative MAK16 protein. The record is from RefSeq and is a predicted model, not a curated record. Gene Ontology annotation, cellular component: nucleolus; preribosome, large subunit precursor. The transcript has a single exon. Bases 1 to 1038 code for a protein of 345 amino acids. Gene Ontology annotation, biological process: maturation of LSU-rRNA; maturation of 5.8S rRNA. Lineage: Eukaryota; Fungi; Basidiomycota; Ustilaginomycetes; Ustilaginales; Ustilaginaceae.